Molecule: messenger RNA, 1272 nt
Organism: Perca fluviatilis (European perch)
Lineage: Eukaryota; Metazoa; Chordata; Actinopteri; Perciformes; Percidae
Gene: kmt5aa
Product: lysine methyltransferase 5Aa
Exons: 7
Coding region: 20-1240 (406 amino acids)
Molecular function (GO): protein binding; histone H4K20 methyltransferase activity
Source: RefSeq, a predicted model, not a curated record
CUCCGUCUACAUCAUUUACAUGAAGAAAAAUGGCGGAGAGGAGCUGUGGAGGCUGCAUCGGUUGAGCUGCUGGCAGUUUAAACAACAACAGCGGGGCACACGGUCACCCUGGAUCGGGGCCGGAGUGUACGGAGGGCACUGCCGUACGAGCAGGGCGAGGAUAAUCUCUGAACCGGCGGACACAUUCGCUCAUUCUUUGUCCUGGAAACGAGAGAGCCGAGCGGAGAGCCACGAAAACAAGUCGGACAUGAACGGGGAGAUUGUAUGCAAUAGCCAAUCAGUCACUGUCUUAAGCUGCACAAACUCCAUAUCACCAGUUCACGAUGAAAUCAAGCUGACACAGCAGGGACGGUGCUCUCCAAUAUGCUUCCAGCAAAAUAAUGCUCAGAGGCAGGGAGAGGGCAGGAGAACAAACCCCAUCAGCACUACACCGAAACACUCCAAGACUAGUUUCCCGGAGAUGGAGAGCAGCUACAGCCAGUGUUCACCCUGCUGGUCAGAUGAUCAGCCAUCGCCUCCGCAGCUCCACUGCGCUCAGAACUGCCUUCGUUCCCCCACCGAACUCCCCCUGCGCGACAGCUUUUCUCACGCUCCCCUCCUCGCCGCCAACAACAACGGCAGCACUCUUCACAGCCACCAGAGGAGAGGCGUCCGCCUCAAACCCAAAGGAAAGAAAUCCACAAUAAGAAUUGCAGGCGGAAAAAACUCCCAAAACCGAAAAGUUACCGACUACUACCCAAUAAGAAGAAGCUCAAGAAAAAGUAAAACAGAGAUUGAGUGUGAAGAAAAGAAGCUCAUAGAUGAUCUCAUCACAAAGGGAAUAGAAGAAGGAAUGGAGGUGCAGCACAUAGAAGGAAAGGGGAGAGCAGUGUUCGCCACGCGGUGUUUCCAGAAAGGCGAGUACGUGGUGGAGUACCACGGAGACCUGCUGCAGAUCACCGACGCCAAAAAGAGGGAGGCUGAAUACGCUCUCAACCCUGCCACUGGCUGCUACAUGUACUACUUCCAGUACCUCUGCAAAACUUACUGUGUGGACGCAACAAAAGAGACUGGUCGAAUGGGUAGGUUGAUAAAUCACAGUAAAACCGGAAACUGCCAAACCAAACUCCACGACAUCAACGGGGUCCCUCACCUCAUCCUCGUCGCCUCUCGAGACAUCGACGAAGGCGAGGAGUUGCUCUAUGACUACGGAGACCGCAGCAAAGCCUCCAUCGCAGCUCACCCGUGGCUCAAAUAUUGAUCCUUCGAGAAUGAAUGAGAAAAAAAAAGAAA